Molecule: messenger RNA, 7001 nt
Organism: Myxocyprinus asiaticus (Chinese sucker)
Lineage: Eukaryota; Metazoa; Chordata; Actinopteri; Cypriniformes; Catostomidae
Product: macrophage mannose receptor 1-like
Exons: 31
Coding region: 65-4450 (1461 amino acids)
Source: RefSeq, a predicted model, not a curated record
CUCACACUCUUCAAACACACACACCGGAUUCAUUUUUGCUUGGAUUGUACGUUAAAGGACAAACAUGAAGAAGUGUGGCAUUCCUCUGUUUGUGUUUCUCUGUUUAUAUGUUGCUUUACACCCCUCCAAUCAAACAGACACCAGAUCCUUCCUUAUCUACAACGAGGACCACGACAGAUGCGUGAAUGUGGUUAGUGCUAAUGUGGUGCAGACGGCUCAGUGUGACAUAUCAUCUGAAGCUCAGAGUUUCCAAUGGGUUUCCUCUUCAAGGAUUGUAAGUGUCUCUCUGAAACUCUGCUUGGGUGCCCAGAACAUCAAAGACUGGGUGAAAAUUCUCCUGCUGCCCUGCAAUGAAAGCAGUCCACUACAGACCUGGGAAUGUAAAAAUGAGACACUGUUUGGCUUAAAGGGACAGCCACUGCAUCUGAAUUAUGGCAAUCAUAAUGAGCCAAAUGUGAUGUUGUAUAAAGGAACUGGUGCCUGGAGCCACUGGCAGAUUUACGGGACCAAAGACAAUCUAUGCUCUCGCGGAUAUCAGGAGAUAUAUACCAUAGGUGGAAAUUCAUUUGGGAAACCAUGCCAGUUCCCUUUUAAAUUUGCUGAAAAUUGGUAUGCUGAGUGCAUCUUGGAGGGCAGAUCGGAUGGCCUGCUGUGGUGCGCCACAGAGACUGACUACAACACAGAGAAGAAGUGGGGAUUCUGUCCAACUAAAUCUGGCUUAGGCUGGGAUAGUAAUCCAGUAACCGGUGUGUUGUAUCAGUGGAACACACAGUCAGUGCUCACCUGGCAUCAGGCUCGAACAAGCUGCCAGCAGCAGGAUGCAGAUCUUCUCAGCAUAGAAGAACUGCAUGAGCAGACUUACAUAUCAGGCAUGACAAAUAUCUUGAGCUCAUCAUUGUGGAUUGGACUUAACAGUCUUGAUUUUGAGAGUGGCUGGCAGUGGAGUAAUGGAAACCCAUUCAGGUAUCUCAACUGGGCUCCUGGUCACCCCUCGUUAGAGCCGGGCCUGAACUGUGCAGCGUUAAAUGCUGGUAAAGCAUCUAAGUGGGAGAGUAUGGCCUGCAGUAAGAAACUAGGCUACAUCUGUCGCAAGGGCAAUUCUACAUAUAUAACUCCUCCAGCAGGUAAGGAUCAGCCGAACUUCUGUCCAGCGGCGUGGGUUCCAUACGCGGGUCACUGUUAUUACCUGCAGCGCACUAAGAAGAUGUGGAGCGCUGCGUUAGCGGCGUGUCACAAAGAAGGAGGAGAUCUGGUCAGCAUACACAACAUAGAGGAGCACAGCUUCAUCAUAUCACAGAGCGGAUACUUGCCCACUGAUGAACUCUGGAUUGGUCUGAAUGAUCAGAAGAUCCAGAACCUGUUUGAGUGGACAGACCGAUCACAUGUCACCUUUACUAAGUGGGUAGUUGGGGAACCAUCUCACGCCACAAACCGCAUGGAAGACUGUGUUCUCAUCAAAGGAAAGGAGGGAAAGUGGGCAGAUUACACGUGUGAAACAGAGCUUGGAUACAUCUGUAAGAAGAAAGCAUCCAGUAAACCUGACGGCACUCCGGAGGUGAUCAGUCCCGGAUGCCAAACUGGCUGGAUUAGAUAUGGCUCUUACUGUUAUAAUAUUGCCAUGGAAACCAAGACUUUUAACGAUGCCAAACAAAUAUGUGAGCAGACUGGAGCUAACCUGGUUGAUGUUGCCAGCAGGUAUGAGAAUGCUUUUCUUAUUAGCCUUGUUGGUCUCCGGCCUGAGAAACACUUCUGGAUUGGUUUGUCAAAUACCGAGCAAGCUGACCGCUUUCUAUGGAGCAAUGGCGAUAAAGUAAAAUUUACACACUUUAAUGUAGGGUUGCCAGAUAAGCACCAGGGUUGUGUUGCCAUGUUAACAGGGAUGUCAGCAGGAUUAUGGGAUGUUCUGGCCUGUAAUAUUAAACAUAAGUACAUCUGCAAAAAAAUGGCUGAAGGUGUUACAACCACUCAAGAGCCGCCAACGACUCAACAACUCAGCUGCCCACCUGAAUGGAUUAAAAAAGAUCCACACAAUUGCAUUCGAAUAUACCAGAAGCAAAAGGAGGAGAGAAAGACUUGGUUUGAAGCUCGUGAUUUCUGUCGAGCCAUUGGUGGCGAUUUGGUGAGCUUUCACUCUCGAGAAGAAAUUAACACGAUACCGUAUAUAGUUGGGGAACCAGCGUGGAUAGGCUUCAAUUCGCUGGACAGUAAUUCUGGUUUUGUUUGGUCUGAUGAAACCCCUUCUGAUUUUGAUAACUGGUCUUCCGGGGAACCGAACAACUACAAUGAUCAGGAGCACUGUGGCGAAAGCUUCUUUUAUUUUAAACGCAGGUGGAACGAUAGGGAUUGUGAAGCCUUUAAUGACUGGAUCUGCCAGAUAUCAAUAGGCACAACUCCGAAAUCCCCUCCAUCUCCUUCACCCCAGGUGGAAUAUAACAAGACUGCUGAUGGUUGGAUCCUGUUCAACAAUAGUCAGUACUUUAUUAAUAACGACCCCAUGCCAAUGGAAGAUGCUCGCAUGUUUUGCAAGAAAAACCAUGCUGAUCUUGUCGUCAUUACUGGCAAAACCGAGAAAAAGUUUUUAUGGAAGCAGAUUUCUAAAGGAUCAGAGGCUCAGUACUACAUUGGCAUGACUGUGGGGUUGGAUAAAUCUUUUUUUUGGGUGGAUGGUUCACCUGUCAUAUACACUUCAUGGGAUCAAAAUGAACCAAAUUUCGCCAACAAUGAUGAAAACUGUGUGACCAUUUACAAGAGUACGGGAUUCUGGAAUGAUAUCAACUGCGGUAAUGCCUUACCCUCGAUCUGUAAAAGAAGUUCUGAUUUUGUCAACACCACUAUGACCCCCUCCACUGUAUCACCAGGAGGUUGUGCACCUGAUUGGACAAGAUUCCACGGCAGAUGCUACAUUUUUAUUGACCAAAAGAUGUCCUGGCAUGACGCCCGGAAUCACUGCAUAUCACACGGAGGAAACCUGGCGUCCAUUCUGAGUAAAAGAGAGCAAGCAUUUCUUACCACUGCCAUGCUUGGCUCAUCGGAUGAUGUGUGGAUUGGUUUGAAUGAUGUUACCUGGGAAAUGCAUUUCGUGUGGACUGAUGGUAAAGGUGUCAGCUACACAAACUGGGCUAAAGGUCAACCUGCAUCAAUGCCAGAUACACCUGACAGGAUGUAUGGCUUCUUUUACUCAGAGUCAGAUAUUUUGGACCGUAUAUUUGGCCAUGACCAUUUCAUAAUACCAGAACAACGGAAUUCUGACUGUGUCAUCAUGAUGAGAAGCCCUGAGAAGAUGACGGGUUUGUGGAAAGUUGAGAGCUGUGGAGAUCAGAGAGGAUUCAUUUGCAAGAGGAAAACAGAUGCUCAGCUUCCUAGUCAGGUGACUACAGCAAUGCCUCAAAAGUUCUUCACUCUGGGCAAUGAUUCAUACAAGGUGCAGAUGGAGAAAAUGAGCUGGGAUGAAGCUAGGAGACAGUGUAAAGCAGAUGAUGCUGAUCUAGCUAGUGUACUGGACUCAAUCAGUCAGGCGUUCACCAUCCUCAGAGUCAGCGAACUCAAAGAACCGCUGUGGAUCGGACUGAACAGCAACCUGACAGGUGGGCAGUACCGCUGGGUGGAUAACUGGCUUCUGAGCUACAGUAAAUGGGCAAUAGGAGAGCCCAGAAAUAAUUUAGCCUGUGUAUAUAUUGACACGGAUGGUGACUGGAAAACCACAGCAUGCAACAGCACUUAUUAUUCCCUCUGCAAACGCUCCACAGCUAUUGCCCCCACAGAACCCCCUCAGCUGCCCGGGAACUGCCCUGAUUCAAAGGGACAUACAACAUGGAUCCCUUUCAGAGGACACUGUUAUGCCUUUUUGAACUCCAUGUCAAACAACUGGGCUCAUGCUACAGUGGAUUGCAUGAGGAUGGGUGCAUCAUUAGUGAGUAUUGAAGACCCAAAUGAAUCUCAGUUUAUUAGUCGGAAUGUGGAGAUUCUGCAGGAUGGAAGCAAAUCAUUCUGGAUUGGCAUGCACCGCAGUCAUAUAGGUGAAUGGAUUUGGAUCGAUAAUAUGGUAGUAGAUUACACAAACUGGAAACCGCGGAUGCCCAGUAGCAAUGGCAACUGUGUGGAGGUCCAGUCCAACACUGGGAUGUGGAGUACCACCAGCUGCAGUAAUCACAAGCCUUACAUUUGCAAGACUGCGAAAGUUAUACCACCGACAGAGAAACCAUCAGUUUCACUGCCUAUGGUGAAAGACGAGCCUAACAGCUACACUGGCAUCAUUGUUGGAGUGGUUUUUGUCAUAGUCGCUGUGGUGGGUCUCUCCGUAUUUCUGUUCUUUAAGAAAAUCCAUCGUCCUUUCAUUGGAGAGUGUGCGUUUGACAACAGACUCUAUAUCAUCUCUGAUCAGACACGCUCUCCUCCCACUAUUGAUACAAACGAACUCAUGGCCAACAUUGAACAGAAUGAGCACGACUAACACAUAACACACACAUAGAGACACACACAACCAUCACUGUGACAGUACUUUGCAAACAAACCAUUAAGAAACGUCACACAAAAUAUUUUGAAUAUUUCUGAAUAUUUUGAAUUUAUAUAGGAGGAGAACAGAGAAUAUCAUGCAUAAAAUAGAGGUUUUUACUACAAGUUCUCAUAAACAUAUUUCAUUUAUACAGGUAUGUGAUUUAAUGAAUCUGUGAAUGAGAUAAAUCUGAUAAUGUAACAUUUACCCUCUCUCUGAAGUCUUUGUACUAAAGAUGUGUUAAUAGCUUGAAUAAUAUUCCAUUUAGGAGGGAUAAUUAGUUAGUAGUAGAUAGUUGAUCUUUCUUUGUCAGAAUUUGGCCCUUUUUUGCCAUGCUUCUGUUGCUUUAAAACUAUUCAUGGAUGCAGGAUGCAGAAUUUAUGUGCGUACAGUUUUGUAUACGCAUGUAUGAAUGAAAACAGGAUGCAGCAUAAUGUUGUGCAAUGUCAAACAGAAUAUUGACCUGAAAUGUUGCUGAUUUGCACUUGAAAUCCAAUCAUAAGUUUUAGAUUUGUAUGAGAGCAAUGGUUCGAACUACACUGGAAGGGACCCAAGAAUAUCUGUGGAGAUGGCUAUUUUAGCAUUUAAAAAAAAAAAAAAAAAUCUUAAAAGGGUUAAAAUGUUUUUAAAAUAAUAUUUUCCCUGCUAAUAUACAGUUGCAGUCAAAAUUAUUCAACCCCCCCCCCCCCACCCCCCACCCAUGUUUAAAUAUAAACUUUACAUCUGUAUCAGUUGAGUGACACAUAAGUCAUAGUGUGAAUAUAUAAUAUAUAUAAAUAGCAGGAUUUUUAAAAAAUACAGCCAUGUCAUAGUUAUUCAACCCUUAUUGCAUGUAGCUGUUUCUUAAAUAUGUAAGGCUACACAAGUAAUUGUUUUAAAACAAAAUUAAGUCCUCAAUCUACAAUGGCACUUAUUUAAGUUUAGCAUUGUAAGCAAAAAUAUAUUUCUAUGCAAAAAAUACAGUUAAAUAUAAGCUGUCACAAAAGCUAAUAGAGGAGAUUAUUUCAUUACACAAGAAAGGUCAUGGCUAAAAGUACAUUUCCAAGGCACUUCAAUUUCCAAUAGACAAAUUUGGCAGCACCAUUCAUACAUUUUUAAAAUAUGGUACAACAGCAGCCUUCUUGGGUGUGGAAGAAAGCAAAACUUCACCAAGGGAAAUGUUGACUUGAUUGUCGAAGAAGUAAUUAGGAAAGACCUGUGGAGUCCUGGAAGAAGCUUUUACAGACGUAUGACACUAAACUGAAAAUGAGUUUUAGACCCAUGGGUCAGCAGUACGUCUGGAGUAAGAUGACAAGGUGAUGACAAGAACGACACCAUCCCCACAGUCAAGCAUGGAGGUGGGUCAGUCCUGUUAUGGGGGUGUUUUGCGGCUGCAUGAAACGGCUAUCCUGACAAUGUGACAGACGUCAUGGAUUCUUUCAGGUAUCAGGCCAUUUUGACAUGAAAAAUGUGAUGCCUUCAGUGUGUAAAUUGAAGCUCGGUGAUCACGGGAAUUUCCAGCAAGACAAUAACACCAAGGAUUUGUCCAAAAUCUGGUUCAGGGAUAGGUCGUGGAAUGUCCUUAAAUUGCCCUUUCAGUCCAUCAUUAAAAUCCCAUUGCAAAUCUUUGUUGGGAUUUCAGUGAAGCAGUGGCAGCACAGAAACCAAAGAAUGUCAAUGAGCUGGAAGCUUUUGCUCAUGAGAAAUGUGUAAAGAUUCCAACAGAGAGGUGUCUGAAGCCUGAGAACACUUACCUGAAACAUUUAUAUGAUAUUAUUAAGGGUAAAGGAUGCUCCACAAAUGAUUGACUUUAGGGGGUUGAAUAUUUUGACAUGACAUGUGUGGAGAGAUUUAGUUAUUUUUUAUUUUAAAAUUUGGGUAAACUGAACUCUUUGUUCUCAAAAUUACACAAAUGUGUAUUAAAACUUACUUUGACUGUUUACUGAGGUUUUGGUUGAUGUGUUUGAAUUCACAUCACCAGAAUGUAUUACUGGUCAUGGGGGUUGAAUAAUUUUGAUUGCAGCUGUACUGUAUAGGGUACAAUGGGGCUAAAGACCACCCAGGCUAAUAUUUAGUCAUUUUUAAAAUCUUGCAAAUUUAUGUAGCAAAUGAAAAUCCCUGAAUGUAUCGCAUUUAUUUUGAGCUAAAAUACUUAUUUGUUAUUUUCAGCUUUGUUCAAGGUGAUUCAAUCAAAAAAAUUUCAGUAACUGUCCAAUAAGUGACAGGAUAGUAGGUCUCUUUGGGAUAAAAGCCCCCUUGUUGCAGGGGCUAAAGCCCCUCCAUAAAACACAUUGUUUUUCACAUUGUGGGGCGAAGAGAUUUGUUAUGAAAAAUGUCCUAAGUGGGCUCACGUUGACUGAUCCAAUCACUAUGGAGAUUAAUUUGUUUAUAGAAUACUUGAGAUGUUCUGAAAUUCCAAAUGUGAUUAAAAUGAACAGAAAAUUGUUAACCAUAGAGUGGAUAUAAAAGUCUACACACCCCUUUUAAAACAGCAGGUUUUUGUGAUGUAAAAAAAUUAAACAAAGAUAAA